Molecule: messenger RNA, 1575 nt
Organism: Phytophthora sojae
Lineage: Eukaryota; Oomycota; Peronosporomycetes; Peronosporales; Peronosporaceae
Exons: 2
Coding region: 1-1575 (524 amino acids)
Molecular function (GO): hydrolase activity
Source: RefSeq, a predicted model, not a curated record
AUGCCGCAUCAGGAGCGUCACAAGUGCUUCGGCACCAGCUCCAUGUGUACAUUCGUGCGCAAUUCUGACGUUACCCAAGAACCUAACGUGAAAUUGUCGGUAAACACGACUCUGGCCAAGCAGUUAGCAACUGUGGAAGUGAAAUUUACGCUUAAAUCCAUUGCAGCGGGCGAUCUGGUGGCCGUUUACCUCGUGGACCCGCAAGAAGUGAACGACGUGGACGGAGACCCGCUUUCGGACUUUGUGGACUACGUGUACGCCAACCAAAGUCGCGUGGAUGAAGAUGAAGUCCGCUUUAUUGUGUUCGGACCGCUAGUGAACAUGCGCGCGUCCUACCAGUUUAAAUAUCUGCGCAAAAUUACACCCCAGGGUGAAAAUGACGAUGAACAUGAUGAAUUGAUAUUUUUCACGUUUCGUACAGCCAUGGGCGAUGACACAGCAGAAAAAAAUCAUAGACCGCAGGGUUUCUUCGUGUUUGGAGAUUUAGGCACGAGUGUGCUGCAGAAACCGACGGACGAGUUGGACUUUGAUGCGAGCAAUCCGGAACGACACUUCACGUCGCUGGAUAUGGUGUCGAGGUUGGCCAAGUGGGGCGAUGGACGCACUGUCAUGGAGCGGAUUCAGCAGGACUUUGACGAAGCGUCACGAGAUGAUGCAGACUCUGACACGCCCGAAUACGCUGCACUGAUUCACAUUGGUGACAUAUCGUACGCAAAGGGCAGUACAUAUCUCUGGGAUCAGUUUGGAGCAAUUGUACAGCCGGUAGCUUCACGUCUGCCCUAUAUGGUGGGGAUCGGCAACCACGAAUACGACUAUACUGUGAAUGGUGAAGGGCAUGAUCUUUCGGGUAGUGAGGCCGCUUUCGCCAACGGCUGGCACCCUGAAGGUGGGAACUUCAAUAACGAUUCUCACGGCGAGUGCGGCGUGCCAUACGCGCGUCGUUUCCACAUGCCUGAAGCGAUGGACGCCACCUCCAAUCAGCCGUUCUGGUACAGUUUCCGUCUCGGAUUGACCCACCACAUUGUGGUGAGUAGUGAGCACCGCUGCACCUCUGGCGCACCAAUGCGGGAGUGGUUUGAGCGGGAAUUGCGCGACAAAGUCGACCGUGGAAUAACGCCAUGGCUGAUCGUGCAUUUGCAUCGUCCGCUCUACUGUUCAGAAAGCUACGAAGGAGAUCACGCUGUUGCGGAGUUAUUACGUGGCUGCUUUGAAGAUUUAUUUUUUACCAACCGAGUGGAUCUGGUCUUCUCAGGCCACUAUCAUGCCUACGAGAGGACAUGUCCAGUGUAUCAAGGCCAUUGUAGAGAACAGAAUGGACGGGCAAUGGCGCCUACGCACAUCAUGAUUGGGUCUGGAGGCGCAGAACUCGAUGAUGCUUCGUACCUGCAGGCCAAUUGGAGUCGUUCCCGGCAACAGGAGUAUGGUCACGGACGACUUCACGUAUUCAACGCGUCGCACGCACAUUUUGAGUUUGUUCGUGCUCGAGAUCGAGCCGUGACGGAUGAUGUUUGGGUCGUAUCGACACAUGAUUGGGUGACAGAGUUGAAAAAAUUGACAACUCGUUUUUUAGUUUGA